GAAAGAUUUCUAGACUCCGGGGUCUCUGCCAGCCUUGUUUCUACCAUCUUUGUUAUGUCCAUGAAGUUUUCAUCAAAUCCAAGUCUCUCUACCAGUGGACAGUAGGACAUCAGCAGCUCUGGAAAGAGGACAAGAAAAGGUCCCAGUUCAAGUCUGUGCAGCAGCGCCAUCUACCGACACGGAGGGAUUACUACGACACAACGAGCCGUAGUCAAUGUGACCGACUAACGUGAAUCAGCUUCCCUGGCUCAAUAUGUGUAAUAUUUAUUUCGGGAUUAAAUAAGCUUUAUUUUCUGAAAAAUAUUCGUUUUUAUGGACCUUAAAGUAGCAAAAUGUUAACAAAUGAAGACAGUUAAGUAAAUAUUUAACGGUCGUCUCUCGACCUGAGCAGAGUCUAUAAAAGUGAGGCAGACGUCCCUUGAAGCCUCCACCUGCUGUCCGGGAGUUAGUUAACGUCAGCUAACUAAUUAGCUAAACCAAAGGGUUUGCGCAUCGUGAAAAGUAGCGUUUUUGCUGAUGUUUCCCUCGUCUGGUCUCUUUGCUGAUAUAAAUUGUCCUUUCUCAAAACGUGGGCUUUGUGAGCGGCCUCACUGUUUGUACAAACAUGCCACAGAAUUGCGGGAUGGGUUUGGUUCCUCGGAUAAAUCAUCGAUACUUGACUUUGCAGGAGUCAAAAAUGGCUAUGUGUAUGCCGACUGCGGGGCACCAGUGAAUGAUGUGACCAAAGAUGACUGCAUCCAGGAGCUGGAGCGGAUCAACAAGGAGAUUGAAACUGUAAGGCACGAGGUGGAGCAGGAGCAAAGGCGAUUGUCGCACUACCAGACUGUACAGGCAGACAGCAGAAACACUGUGCCUAAUUCUGCUGUUUCCAAGUCUGAGACUGCAGGUAAAAAUGUAGACAGAGGUUUUUACGGAAGGUCUUCAUGCACAAACUUAACUAAAAAGUACUCCAGAGCAAAGAAGUACGUGGUUGACAACUCAAAACCAAGGACUGAUUUGGAGUAUGACCCUCUCUCCAACUUUUCUGCUGACUUGCGGUCUUACAGCUCAUCAGGUAAAGAACAAAAAGUGAGAAAGGGACAAAGUUUGAAAAGAUCAAGAAACGCUCUACCUUGUGACGAGAAGAAGCCAGUGGCAGAUCAGGCUCAGCUUUCCCGAUCGCCAUCUCCAGAUGACUCAAAUGAAGACAGCGUCCUGAUUAUUGACAUUCCUCCCUCGCCUGACAAACAGAGAGGGCGAGAUCAGACAUCAGUUGAUUCUGUUGCUGGCAAAUCCCUCCAGGAAAAAGUAGAAGAAUUGAAGGAGAUCAAAACAGCGGCUAUUUUACUUAAUUCUCCACCGCUUCCAAACACUGAGGCAUGCAAGGUUACAUCUCCACCUGCCCCAACAGUAGAAAAAAAUAUAGUUAAUAGUAAAAGUGGUGCUGAAAACAAUCAAGGUCCAUCUUAUCUUUAUGAGAACAAAGAAUUUGUAAAUAUACCAGUAGAUGGGAGUGUAGUUGACCUAACUGGAUGUUUAGAAGACGGGGGAAGAGAGAGCCAGACAAUUACUCACUUCCAGGCUACUGAAACAGUAGUUGAGAAAAGUCCUGAACCUGCAAGUCAUCCUGCCAACACAGACCAGCAAGACUGGAACAAUCUUGUGGUGAAAGAGGAAGAAAACACGUUUCGGAUUGAAUUGCCCCAGUGUGAGAAAAUGGAGCCAUACAAUUUUCCUCAAAGGAAUUCUCUUUUUUAUGAAGCUCCAGCUGCUAUCUCAGACCCAUCCUGCAUGCAAUAUACCAAGAAAGCCCAGACAAUAGAACAGCCAGCUCAGAACAGAGUUACCAAUCAGUGGUGUUCCACAAAAUGUGUACCGUCAGUGCUUCCACACCAACAGAAAACAUCAAGCAAAAUGCCAGGACCAACGCAGGGUAAAGCUGCUGUUAACCAUGCUCAACCUGAAAGCUGCCUGGAGCCAGCAAAACUAGCUUCAAGAGACAGCCAAGGUCCGGCUCGACACAAUUCAUCAGCAUCAAGUUUGACAAACAUAGCUGAAUCUUCAUCCGCAUCAACUGAGCAGCUUUUGGAGAAAGCAGAUAGUGAAGGGUUUAUAAUCAUUGAGUCCAGCUCUGAUGACGAAGAUGAGCUCAACUAUUCAGAAAUGGAGCUGUCUGACAGUGACCCAAUGGAGGAAUGCUACAGGAUCUUCAUGGAAGCAAACGAGGAUAAGGGAAAUGAAGAGCAGCCUGAUGAGUUUGUUGAAGCUAUGGAUGUGGAGAAACAGGAGUUUAAUGCCAAACUCCAAGCAUUGCCAGGAAAGAAGAGGGUGGCUCAUGAAGCCAAACAUACAGAGCAGCCAGUGGCUAAGAGAAGAACUCAGCCCCAGGUGCUGGUUCCCCUACGUGGGCCUGCUGUGUCGGGGAUUGCCUCCCAGCCUUCCACCACCACCACCAAGAUUCAGCAGGUACAGCAGAGAGCCCCCAUGCUGACUGCUUCAUUUAGAGGUGGCCAGACGUUCGUUUCUUCCGCGUUUCAGGGGAGGCCAGAAAACCAAAGUACACCUACUCCUUCAGCUCUAACCCCUGAAAACCUGCAGCUUGCUACUGUGCAAAAUGCUUACAUAAACUACAUACCUUUGGGAACUGCCGUGAUCGAAGUGGGCAACAACUUGCACUUGAUCCUCCCAGAGGGCGCCUUCCCUCUGCCUGGUACUUCCACUUCCAGCCAAGUUACUUCAGUGCUAACCCCAAUGAGUCAAGUUAAUACCAGCACUGUAGCUGUGAAACAAAUAUACCAUCCACCUGCAGUUACCUCUGUGCAAAGAUACCGCACAACAGCACCUGUGCUCAUUCCUGCGCCAGCACGUAAACCUUCGCUGACUUCUUCCUUUGCAUCGGCAUAUUCAAGUCCAGCCACUUCCACUACUCCUCAAGCUGCUGUUCAUGCUACUGUGAAGCCAGUGCCUACUAAACGUAAAUUGAAGCAGCAGUGUGAGGCCCCCAAAGACAAAGUGCCGCAUGACCUCCGACAGCGUUACGUCAACAUGUUCACGGAGGAGUUUCUCAAAACAACAACCAAUGUUAAUGAUGCCUUUGAAAAGGCACUUGCUGAAGAGAGGACUGUGUAUAAUCGCAGUGUGAACAAACUCAAAUAUCAGAGUGUUGCAGUGAAUGCACUGAAGAGGCUGAAGAACCAAAGUGCUGUUGCUGCUAAAGAUGAAAAAGUCAUCAGCCAAAGACUGAAAGGCAACAUUCCACUUAACCUGAAGAAGUUUAAAGGAAAUGCAGAUGAUAUGGCAUUGUAUGACAGUUUGAAAGACUAUAUUUUGACUGAGGAAAGGCUGAUUGAGAGCAACUAUCCUGUCCAGCACCCAGAGAAACCUGGUUGUGCUAUUCUUUUUGCUGACAAUAAAAAAGGCAACACAGACUCCCUGAAGAGGAUCUGCUGUCGAUGUGGGGCUACAUUCUCUGUGAGCCAAACGGGCAAACACAUUCGUAAGGAGGAGUGUAAUUACCACUAUGGGAAAGGAGUUAAGAAUAAAGUGCCAGGUGGAGUGGAGACCCGCUACAGUUGCUGCGAGGGAGUCAUGGGAGCACCUGGAUGUCAGGUGUUUAAGUUGCAUGUCCAUGAUUCCCUCAGCCUUGAUGGUUUUGUCUCUACUCUUCCCAGACAUCCCGGGCCCGAUACGGGCUGUCCUGGGGUCUACUCCUUGGAUUGUGAAAUGUGCUAUACCAUUCAUGGUCUGGAGCUGUCCAGAGUGACGCUGGUCAACUCUGGUCUGCAGGUCGUUUACGACACCUUUGUCAGACCUGAUAAUGAGGUCAUCGACUAUAACACCAGGUUUUCAGGCAUCAGUGAGGAAGACGUGAAGGGUAACCACACCUCCCUCAGAGAGGUGCAGGAGACCUUAUUGAGCUUCAUUAGCGCUGACACCAUUCUGAUUGGACACAGCUUGGAAACAGACCUCUGUGCCCUGAAGUUGCUCCAUGGGACGGUGGUGGACACAUCAGUGGUCUUCCCCCACCGUCUGGGCCUCCCUCACAAGCUGACCCUCAACAACCUCACUGCUGAAUACCUCAGGAGGAUCAUCCAAGAGAGUGUUUGUGGCCAUGACACUGCAGAAGACGCCGCUGCCUGCAUGGAGCUUAUGUUAUGGAAGGUCAAAGAAGAUGGAAAACUGAAAAAAUGAUGGAAAUAAAACGAUUAUACAUGCACGCGCAAACACACACAACAAAUGUAUGCUAUUGUUCAAAUUUGAAUGUCAUCCAUUUGUGUAAAGCUCUUUUGGCUCUUUUCUGAUGACAUGGGAGGGCUGUUUAUUUUUAGUUUAAUUACAUUAUUUGAUUUAUGUUUGUUCAAUUUUAAUUUGCAGCCCAUGUGUCCAUGUCUGUAUAAAUAUUACUAACUGCACUGUUGUGUGCUAAGAAAACCUGAAGGGGUGGGGUGUCAUAUGUAUUUACAAAGUAAAGGCGCAGAAUGAAA
Molecule: messenger RNA, 4463 nt
Organism: Dicentrarchus labrax (European seabass)
Lineage: Eukaryota; Metazoa; Chordata; Actinopteri; Moronidae
Exons: 17
Coding region: 517-4170 (1217 amino acids)
Cellular component (GO): nucleus
Molecular function (GO): exonuclease activity; nucleic acid binding
Source: RefSeq, a predicted model, not a curated record